This is a messenger RNA of Manihot esculenta (cassava), 738 nucleotides long. RefSeq lists its product as uncharacterized. The coding region runs from base 1 to 738 and encodes 245 amino acids. NCBI's taxonomy places the organism in Eukaryota, Viridiplantae, Streptophyta, Magnoliopsida, Malpighiales, Euphorbiaceae. The transcript has a single exon. The record is from RefSeq and is a predicted model, not a curated record.
AUGGCAAAUGCUACAAACCCUACUGCUGCAAAUGUAACGCUUAAUCCAGAGCUUGAAUUAGCAUUAACACUGUCAAAUUCAGAUAAUCCUGGCAUAAAACUGGUUAGUAAUCCUCUUACUGGUCCAAACUACUUGUCUUGGACAAGAUCCAUGAUAAUUGCCUUAAGAGCCAAAGAUAAGCUUGGAUUUGUUACAGGCAAGAUAUCUAAACCUAAUUCUGACGCUCCUGAAUAUAAGAAAUGGAUAACAGUAGAUUCUAUGAUCAUUUCAUGGAUUUUAAACUCAAUUUCUAGAGAUCUAUCAGAUGGAUUUCUGUAUGCACCAUCUGCUCAUGAUCUAUGGAAUGACAUAGCUGAGAGAUUUGGGGAAAGUAAUGGUCCUUUAUUUUUCCAAAUCAAGAAAGAAUUGGCUAAUAUAAGCCAAGGAUCUAUGACUCUUGCUGCUUAUUAUAACAAAUUAAAAAGAUAUUGGGAUGAAUUGUCAAUACUUUGUCUCUUGCCACCAUGUGCUUGCGGUGUAGCUAAGGAAUUAACUGCUUUUGAAGAAAGGGAGAGAUUGAUACAGUUUCUCAUGGGCCUGAAUCAUCAAUAUGAGAAUGUGUCUAAUCAGAUUUUGUUGCUUGAUUCAUUACCUUCUGCAAGUAAGGCAUAUGGAAUGGUACAAAAUGUAGAAAAACAGAAAGAAAUUCAAGUAACAUUUCCUGAAUCUUCUGACAUCACAACUGUUAUGGCUGCUUAG